Molecule: messenger RNA, 255 nt
Organism: Achroia grisella
Lineage: Eukaryota; Metazoa; Arthropoda; Insecta; Lepidoptera; Pyralidae
Product: DNA-directed RNA polymerases I, II, and III subunit RPABC2-like
Biological process (GO): DNA-templated transcription
Cellular component (GO): RNA polymerase II, core complex; RNA polymerase I complex; RNA polymerase III complex
Molecular function (GO): DNA binding; DNA-directed RNA polymerase activity
Source: RefSeq, a predicted model, not a curated record
AUGGCGAACAAGCUGACAGCAUACCUGAUGCGUAUCACAACUCGAUAUAUGACUAAGUACGAGCGUGCAAGAGUGGCGCUGCAAAUAGCAAUGUGUGCACCAGUUAUGGUAGAGCUGGAGGGAAAAACUGAUCCACUGCAAAUAGCUAUGAAAGAAUUAAAACAAAGUAAAAUUCCAAUUAUCAUCAGAAGAUACCUUCCAGAUCAUUCCUAUGAAGACUGGAGCAUUGAUGAACUUAUUAUAAUUGAUCAUUAA